AAUACCGCCACGCUCCACCCAGUCACACACCUCGAUCACACACACACACACCGACAAGCCACAAGCGACAAGCACCAGCAGCAAGGCUCGACCCAACCAGUCACACGCCGUCACACCGAUCAACGAUCAUGGAGCCCGGCCGCGAGCCCACCGGCACGAUCGUCUUCGCCUCCGUCGGGGUCACCAGCUUCGGCUUCGACGUCUUCUCCGUCGCCGCCCCGCAGACUCCGGAGAGCGCGUCCGCCGAGGGGCUGGCUGAGCGCCGCCACACGGACGGCGUCUCCCUCAACUUCAACGCCCAGUUCGCGGAUGAGGGCGGCGAGGAGGUGGCGUUCGUGUCCGAGCGCACCGGCUCGGCGGGCCUCUUCCUGUGCCGCCCCGGGUCCGACCGCGCCGUGCCGCUGCCGGCCGUCGAGGGGAGCCUGUUCCACGACCGCCCCACCGUGAGGGCCGGCCGGCUGUACUUCGUCUCCGCGCACGAGAAGCCGGAUGGGUGGUUCAGGAGCUGGGCGGCGGUGUACGCGACGGACCUGGGCAGCGAGGAGACGGUGCGGGUGACGCCGCAGGGCGUGGCGGACAUGAGCCCCGCCGUGUCCGCGUCCGGCGAGCUCCUCGCCGUCGCCUCGUACGGCGAGAGGCCGUGGGCGUUCGACUUCCACGAGCUCGAGACGGAGGUCGCCGUCUUCCGUGCCGCCGACCCCGCGCGCCGCGUGGUCCUCUCUGCUCGGGGCGGCUGGCCGACCUGGCAUGGGGAGGGCACGGUGUUCUUCCACCGCGUCGCCGAUGACGGCUGGUGGAGCGUCUUCCGGGUGGACAUCUCGCCGGAGACCCUCGAGCCCUGCGGCGCCGAGACGCGCGUGACGCCGCCGGGCGUGCACUGCUUCACCCCUGCCGCCGCGGGCCGUUGGAUCGCCGUGGCGACGCGGCGGAAGGGGCGGGCGCAGCGCCACAUCGAGCUGUUCGACCUCGAGACGGAGCAAUUCACCUCUGUAACGUCGCUGCUCAACCCGGAGCUGCACCACUACAACCCCUUCUUCUCGCCGUCCGGCGCGCGCCUCGGGUACCACCGCUUCCGCGGCGCAGGCGCGCCGGGCGACUCGCUGAUCCCCUACCGGCAGCCGGUGCGCAGCCCGGUGAGCUCCGUCCGCAUGCUCCGCGUGCACGGCUCCUUCCCGUCCUUCUCGCCGGACGCGAAGUACUUGGCCCUCAACGGCGACUUCUUCAAGUCCCCCGGCGUGACGAUCCUCCGCGCCGAUGGCUCCAAGCGAUGGGUGCUCGCCAAGCAGCCCAACCUGUUCUACACCUCGUGGAGCCCCAGCGAGAGCGGGGUGGUGUUCACCUCCGCUGGCCCCAUCUUCGAGACCCCGAAAGCGACGGUCCGGGUUUCGCGCAUCGAGUUCGACCCGAGCGAGCUCACCGACGACCGCGGCGACGUCGACGUGGCCGUGAAGGAGCUGACCCGGCCGGAGGCCGGCAACGACGCGUUCCCGGCGGUGUCGCCGUGCGGGCGGUGGGUGGUGUUCCGGUCGGGCCGGUCGGGCCACAAGAACCUCUACAUCGUGGACGCGGCGCGCGGGGAGGAGACGAUACGGCGGGUCACGGACGGCGAGUGGAUCGACACGAUGCCGAGCUGGUCGCCGGACGGGGAGCUGAUCGCGUUCUCCUCCAACCGGCACGAGCCGGGCAACGCCGCCGUGUUCAGCAUCUACCUGGUGCGGCCGGACGGGACGGGGCUGCGGCGGGUGCACGUGGCCGGGCCGCCGGGGAGCGCGGAGGCGGACAGGGAGCGGAUCAACCACGUGUGCUUCAGCCCGGACGGCGAGUGGCUGCUCUUCACGGCGAACCUCGGCGGCGUGGUGGCCGAGCCCGUCUCCGGGCCGAACCAGUUCCAGCCGUACGGCGACCUGUACGUGUGCCGGCUGGACGGCUCCGGUGUGCGCAGGCUCACCUGCAACGCCUACGAGAACGGCACGCCGACGUGGGGCCCGGCGCUGGGCGUGGAGUCGCCGUCGCUGGGCGCCCCCGCCGCGGACGACUCGCUGGGCGAGUUCGACGAGCCGCUGUGGCUGUCCUGCGACGUGUGAGGGGCGAUUGAUGGGUGCAGCCACGGCGGUUUCGAGUGGCUUCGGUCGAUAAUAAAUGGGGCGAAUGAUCAUGUGCUUAAUUGGAAUGUUGAUGGUGUUGUCAGACGUUUUGUGUUGUUGCUAAGUAAUAAAAUCAAAUGCUUGUGUGA
Messenger RNA from Triticum urartu, 2233 nucleotides. Its product is annotated as tolB protein-like protein. The record is from RefSeq and is a predicted model, not a curated record. NCBI's taxonomy places the organism in Eukaryota, Viridiplantae, Streptophyta, Magnoliopsida, Poales, Poaceae.